Misgurnus anguillicaudatus (oriental weatherfish) is the source of this 886-nucleotide messenger RNA. RefSeq names its product methyltransferase 5, N6-adenosine (gene mettl5). The record is from RefSeq and is a predicted model, not a curated record. Gene Ontology annotation, biological process: rRNA methylation. Gene Ontology annotation, molecular function: nucleic acid binding; rRNA (adenine-N6-)-methyltransferase activity. Lineage: Eukaryota; Metazoa; Chordata; Actinopteri; Cypriniformes; Cobitidae.
AUGAAGAUAUCCUGCAUAGUGAGAGUGAUCCAGCAGAUGGCGCUAAUAGACUGAACCAGUAAGAGAAACUUGCAGAAGAAGAAGAGAAGCAACAACAAACAUGUUCAUCAACUGCUAGUAUCGGGAUGAAUGAUGCAUUAGUAGUUAACCAUUUAACGUAGACAUGAAGCUUAAAGAGUUGGAGAGCUGUCUUCAGCAGGUGGACGGAUUUGAGGAACCCAAAAUUCUCCUCGAGCAGUAUCCCACCAGCCCUCAUAUAGCAGGCUGUAUGUUAUACACCAUCCACAACACAUUUGAUGACAUAGAGAACAAACUUGUGGCUGACCUGGGCUGUGGCUGCGGGGUGUUGUCUAUAGGAGCGGCAGUCCUUGAUGCUGGACUUUGUGUGGGAUUUGACGUUGACGAAGACGCUUUGGAUAUAUUCAAAAGAAACGUUGAGGAAUUCGAACUUCACAACGUUGAUGUUGUCCAGUGUGAUGUUUGCGCUAUUGGAUCCUUGUACGACAAGAAGUUUGACACUGUUAUCAUGAAUCCUCCAUUCGGCACAAAACAUAACCAGGGUAUUGACAUGCAGUUCCUAAAGACGGCCAUAUCCAUGGCCAGAACGGCGGUGUAUUCUCUUCACAAAACCUCCACACGAGAUCACAUCCAGAAGAAAUCUAAAGACUGGAAAGUGAACAUGGAAGUCAUCGCAGAGCUAAGAUAUGACCUACCAGCAUCUUACAAGUUCCACAAAAAGAAGUCGGUUGACAUUCAAGUGGACUUCAUUCGUUUCACUCCGACAUAAAAGGAUUGUCUUUUUUUGCAAAUGUUUCAUUUUUUUUUAACAAACACUGCUGCUCAAAUAAAUUUUAUAACUAAACAUGAUUGUCAUAAUUUACAAAAA